Messenger RNA from Humulus lupulus (European hop), 2510 nucleotides. Its product is annotated as serine/threonine-protein kinase Nek2. The transcript has 16 exons. NCBI's taxonomy places the organism in Eukaryota, Viridiplantae, Streptophyta, Magnoliopsida, Rosales, Cannabaceae. Bases 389 to 2239 code for a protein of 616 amino acids. The record is from RefSeq and is a predicted model, not a curated record. Gene Ontology annotation, molecular function: ATP binding; protein kinase activity. Gene Ontology annotation, biological process: protein phosphorylation.
AGGGAAAUCAAAACAAGACAAAAGACAAAAGUACAGAAAACAGACAUCCGAGUCUCUUGAGCAGCUUAAAACGACGUCGUGUUACACGAAAGAGAAGUAAAAAAGAACACAGGAUAUACAGUAGAGCUUGGUGUAGACGAACGUAGCUUCCUCCUUCACCGUGUACUGCACUCUCUUUCCGUCGCUUUCAGGAAUCUUUUUAAACGACUCCUCUCUCUCUCUCUCUCUCUGAAAUUUUGAACUUGAACUCUUCUCCUUCUUCGCUUGCUUUGAUUUGGGUUCUCGUGCCCCUCUCUCUGUCUAAAUUGGUCAAAAUUGGUGGGAUAUACGUUUAAAUAAUUUGGGUCCUACAUUAAAUAAGGUACACUAGGUUGGCCUUAUUUCAGAGAUGGAGCAGUAUGAAAUUCUAGAGCAGAUUGGGAAAGGUUCUUUCGGUUCAGCUCUUCUCGUAAGGCAUAAGCAUGAAAACAAGAAGUAUGUCCUGAAGAAGAUCCGUCUUGCCCGACAAACUGAUAGAACUCGCCGUUCUGCCCACCAAGAGAUGGAGCUGAUAUCUAAAGCGCGGAAUCCAUUUAUUGUGGAGUACAAAGAUUCAUGGGUAGAAAAGGGUUGCUUUGUAUGCAUUAUUAUAGGAUAUUGUGAAGGCGGAGACAUGGCAGAUGCUAUUAAAAGAACCAACGGUGUUCAAUUUACUGAAGAGAAACUUUGUAAAUGGCUUGUUCAACUCUUGAUGGCACUUGAUUAUUUGCAUGCAAAUCAUAUCCUUCAUCGUGAUGUAAAGUGUUCAAAUAUAUUUUUGACGAGGGAUCAAGACAUACGCUUAGGUGAUUUUGGUCUUGCAAAAAAGCUAACUUCUGAUGAUCUUGCUUCCUCUGUUGUGGGAACUCCAAGUUAUAUGUGCCCUGAACUUCUCGCUGAUAUACCAUAUGGUUCCAAGUCAGAUAUUUGGUCUUUAGGAUGCUGCAUAUAUGAAAUGGCUGCUCACAAACCUGCUUUUAAAGCAUUUGAUAUGCAAGGUCUGAUAAACAAAAUAAAUAAGUCCAUUGUGGCUCCACUUCCGACUAUGUACUCUGUUGCAUUUAGAAGCCUUGUUAAAAGCAUGCUGCGGAAAAAUCCAGAAUUUAGACCAAGUGCUGCAGAGUUGCUUGGUCAUCCACAUCUUCAACCUCAUGUCCUAAAGGUUCAUAUGAAAUUAAAUAGCCCUCGACGGAGUACUUUUCCUGUUGCAUGGUCCGAUUCUAACUACAUAAAGAAGACAAGGUUUAUGGAGCCUGCAGUUGUUCCAGUUCAUAUAAUCAGAGAGAAAAGACGGUCACUCAGCAAUGACAGGGCUUUAAAUCCCAGUAUAUCUGGAACUGAACAAGACUCACCAUGUUCUUCCAAGAUGACACAAAGAUUCCCACGUUGUUUGGACUAUAAGUUCACUGAAUUGUCCAUCAGCAGCCGCAGUUCACACGAAGACUAUGAUAUUGAAAAGUCAGUAACAACAAAAUUCUCAAGUGUUGCUCAAACUCCAAGAUUGACACCAGUAAAACAUUCUAUUACUCCAAGGAGACAGAUAACAACGACCAAGAUUCCUCAUAUUGCUUCGAAACGUGAUUCACUUCCAAUGUCGCGCAUUCCAGCAAAAAACUCAUCCCAGGCAACAAGGAGAGUAUCCCUUCCAUUGGCAACUAGAGGCACAACUUUGGAAUCCCCUUACAGAAACAAUAUUGGUCUCCUUGGCAGUGUGGAUUCUCCAGAUGUUUCUGUCAACGCCCCACGGAUUGACAGGAUUGCUGAGUUCCCCUUAGCCUCUUCAGAAGACCCUGUUUUUCCCAUCCGAAAAACCUCAUCAAUAUCAGCACAGUGUUCUUCUUCAGCAGAUAUUGCAGCAGACCGCUCGAUCAUGAAGGACAAGUGCACAGUGCAGGUUGUAGAAAAAGCCUUUUCCAGACGUAGCAUCUCAGACUGGAGUCAUGGGGAAAUACGGAAGGGAAGUGAGCCAUCUGAACAUAAUCCUACUACAGGAGCAUGCAGCAAGUCAUCUGCUGAGUCACAACAGCGUCGGUUUGACACAUCAUCCUACCAGCAACGUGCUGAGGCUUUGGAAGGACUGUUGGAGUUCAGUGCGCGUCUCUUGCAGCAGGAACGGUUCGACGAGCUGGGUGUGCUGUUGAAACCUUUUGGACUAGAGAAGGUUUCUCCGAGGGAGACUGCCAUUUGGUUGGCUAAAAGCUUCAAGGAGACUGCUACCUAACAUAGAUGGAAAUCCUAAUGUUGGUCAUUUGAUUCCGUUUCCAAUUUGUAAAUUGUACAUGAAAGGGCUCAAAGAAGUUCAGAGUUGUCUUCAAACUCAGAAGACAUUACUUAACUGGGACUGUUAGAAUUUGAUUGAUAGAUUAGGCUUCACGGGUGAUCCUGUUUGUUUUGUUUGUUUGUAAUUUUCUUCCCCUACUAACGGCUGUGUUUUUUAGCGCUUGAGUUUCUAAUUUUAGGUAAUUGGGUCAGUUUGGACCUAUAUUUUCAAA